Messenger RNA from Pongo pygmaeus (Bornean orangutan), 4089 nucleotides. RefSeq names its product matrix metallopeptidase 21 (gene MMP21). Lineage: Eukaryota; Metazoa; Chordata; Mammalia; Primates; Hominidae. The transcript is spliced from 7 exons. Gene Ontology annotation, cellular component: extracellular matrix. The record is from RefSeq and is a predicted model, not a curated record. Gene Ontology annotation, biological process: collagen catabolic process; proteolysis; extracellular matrix organization. Gene Ontology annotation, molecular function: zinc ion binding; metalloendopeptidase activity. The coding region runs from base 1982 to 3691 and encodes 569 amino acids.
UGCAUCUUGGGGAGAGGACAGCUACUAGGAAGGCUGGAGGUGACCCAGAAAAUUGUCAUGAGACUCACAGGAGCAGGGCAUUUCCCUGAGUGGAGGCAGCCAUCAGGGAUGGGAAAACCCAUCCUGCUCUUUGACCUGUGCAGCCUUCACCAGGGAGGGAGGGAAGGGCAAGCUGUAGUCUCUACUGGAGACAGGUCUUGGGGAAUGAGGAGCAUGUUACGGGUCCUUCUGGGGACAGACUAAGCAUUUAGUGGCCUGUAUUAGGGUUGUCUAACUGCUGCACCCACCAACCCCAAAUCUUAGGCUCCACACAAUACAGUUGUGUUUCUUGCUCCUGUCACAGAGCAGUCAAGGGUUUGAGGGUGGCCUUCCAUAGGGGGAUUCAGGGAUCCACUUCUGCUGGAUGCUCUGCAUCUGGUCAGGAGUUGAGGGAAGAGAAACCACAGAGAAUACGAGGGUGGUCUUAGAGUUCAGGUCUGCAAGUGGCACACAUCACUCUAUCCACUUUUUCCUUUUGAAACAGGGUCUCAUUCUGUCAUCCAAGUUGUUGUGCAGUGGCGUGAUCUCGGCUCAUUUCAGCCUUAACCUCCUGGGCUCAAGUGAUCCUCCAGCCUCAGCUCCCCCAAGUAGCUGGAACUAUCGGCACACAUGCCACUACACCUGGCUAAUUUUUGUAUUUUUAGUAGAGAUGGGGUUUCACCAUGUUGCCCAGGCUGGUCUUGAACUCUUGCUGGUCUUGAACUCCUGGAUUCAAGCAAUCCACCCACCUUGGUUUCCUAAAGUGUUGGGAUUAUAGGUGUCAGCCACCAUGCCCGGCCGAUGCUGAGCUAAUUUUUAAACAUUUUUUGACAGAAAUGAGGUCUCAUUUUGUUGCCGUUGCUGGUCUCAAACUCCUGGCCGCAGUCCUCCUGCCUCAGCCUCCCAUAAUGCUGGGAUUAUGGGUCUGAGCGACUGCACCUGGCCUCUCUGUAUUUCUAUGAUUCUCCAUAUUCCCAUGGACGGCUGUGACCCAGUCAGUCUGCACUCUCGAGAGGAUGUCUGCUCAAAUAAAAGCCCAGUUCAGGGAAGGCUCUGUCUUCAGGAUCCCAGAGAAACUUGAGGCUUCUCCAUGAGGGGAAAGUAAGUGGGCUGAGGUGAUUCUAGUUUAUCCUUAUAUAAAAAUCUUUACCCACAGAAUGGGACACUGUGCAGUCAUUAACUAGAACGAUAAAUACUUACAUUCAGAAACAGAAAAGUGCCUGUAACGUUGUGCUGGCUUGUAAGGAAUAGAGAAUAGAGUUCAUGUAAAAUGAGAGACACACACAAAUACUUCUCUAGGCACCUGUGCAUAUGUAUCUGCAAGAAUGUUCACUGAAAUGUCACUACCAGAAACACAGAAUGUCUUCUUCAUUCUCAGUACUUUUACAAUUUAUACUAUCUGCUCAGAUCUCCUUUAUAUAAAGAUAAACAAAGAGAAGAAAAGCCACACAAAAAAUGUCUGAGAAACAAACUAAAAAUCUCCAAACCCCAGUUCGCCAAGAAAAAAAGUGACCCAAACUAUAAGCAAACUGACGGUCAGGGUUUUUAAACUCAGGCUCAGCUCUGAGAGGCAUGUUGUUAGGGGCGCAGUCUCGUGCCUCUGUUAAUUCCACAGCUCAUUUAGCGGCAAAUUUGCCCGCAGUAUAUCUCCAUAGAAAUGGAACCCACAGGCACUGGCAACUGGAGGAUGUAAUUAUCCGAGGACGUGGCAAACUCUGGAGGUGAGAGAAGGAGUUCUCACACCAACAAGAAAGGUGAGCCUGGGGUCUUCAAAGGCAGCAAGCCCAGGGCCUGACGUGGCCUCCUAGUGGGCACACUUCAGGGCUGGGUGAGAAAUGCUUGGAAACCUGGGUGCUCCCUCCUGGGUAGCUUAUAAAAGCCACCCUAGGUCCUGCUCCUUAAGGAGAGGUGACGGGGACGGGGACGAAGACAGGCAGGGAGGGCAAGGGUUCAGACCAGGCCAAUGCUCGCCGCCUCCAUCUUCCGUCCGACACUGCUGCUCUGCUGGCUGGCUGCUCCUUGGCCCACCCAGCCUGAGAGCCUCUUCCACAGCCGGGACCGCUCGGACCUGGAGCCAUCCCCACUGCGCCAGGCCAAGCCCAUUGCCGACCUCCACGGUGCUCAGCGGUUCCUGUCCAGAUACGGCUGGUCAGAGGUGCGGGCGGCCUGGGGGCCCAGUCUCGAGGGGCCGCCGGAGACCCCCAAGGGCGCCGCCCUGGCCGAGGCGGUGCGCAGGUUCCAGCGGGCGAACGCGCUGCCGGCCAGCGGGGAGCUGGACGCGGCCACCUUGGCGACCAUGAACCGGCCGCGCUGCGGGGUCCCCGACACGCGCCCACCGUCCCCCGCCGCCCCGCCUUCGCCCCCGGGCCUGCCCACCAGAGCCCGCUCCAGGCGCUCCCCGCGGGCGCCGCUGUCCCUGUCCCGGCGGGGUUGGCAGCCCCGGGGCUCCCCCGACGGCGGAGCCGCGCAGGCCUUCUCCAAGAAGACGCUGAGCUGGCGGCUGCUGGGCGAGGCCCUGAGCAGCCAACUGUCCGCGGCCGAGCAGCGGCGCAUCGUGGCGCUGGCCUUCAGGAUGUGGAGCGAGGUGACGCCGCUGGACUUCCGCGAGGACCUGGCCGCCCCCGGGGCCGCGGUCGACAUCAAGCUGGGUUUUGGGAGAGGUCGGCACCUGGGCUGUCCGCGGGCCUUCGAUGGGAGCGGGCAGGAGUUUGCACACGCCUGGCGCCUAGGUGACAUUCACUUUGAUGACGAUGAGCACUUCACGCCUCCCACCAGUGACAUGGGCAUCAGCCUUCUCAAGGUGGCCGUCCAUGAAAUUGGCCAUGUCCUGGGCUUGCCUCACACCUACAGGACGGGAUCCAUAAUGCAACCAAAUUACAUUCCCCAGGAGCCUGCCUUUGAGUUGGACUGGUCGGACAGGAAAGCAAUUCAAAAGCUGUAUGGCUCCUGUGAGGGAUCAUUUGAUACUGCAUUUGACUGGAUUCGCAAAGAGAGAAACCAAUAUGGAGAGGUGAUGGUGAGAUUUAGCACAUAUUUCUUCCGCAACAGCUGGUACUGGCUUUAUGAAAAUCGAAACAAUAGGACACGCUAUGGGGACCCUAUCCAAAUCCUCACUGGCUGGCCUGGAAUCCCAACACACAACAUAGAUGCCUUUGUUCACAUCUGGACAUGGAAAAGAGAUGAACGUUAUUUUUUUCAAGGAAAUCAGUACUGGAGAUAUGACAGUGACAAGGAUCAGGCCCUCACAGAAGAUGAACAAGGAAAAAGCUAUCCCAAAUUGAUUUCAGAAGGAUUUCCUGGCAUCCCAAGUCCCCUAGACACGGCGUUUUAUGAUCGAAGACAAAAGUUAAUUUACUUCUUCAAGGAGUCCCUUGUAUUUGCAUUUGAUGUCAACAGAAAUCGAGUACUUAAUUCUUAUCCAAAGAAGACUACUGAAGUUUUUCCAGCAAUAAUACCACAAAACCAUCCUUUCAGAAAUAUAGAUUCCGCUUAUUACUCCUAUGCAUACAACUCCAUUUUCUUUUUCAAAGGCAAUGCAUACUGGAAGGUAGUUAAUGACAAGGACAAACAACAGAAUUCCUGGCUUCCUGCUAAUGGCUUAUUUCCAAAAAAGUUUAUUUCAGAGAAGUGGUUUGAUGUUUGUGAUGUCCAUAUCUCCACACUGAACAUGUAAUAAGAAAAAGUAGGAAAUGGAGAGUCAUAGGACUUCGCUAAGAGAAAAAUUCUGAUAUUGUUUACAAAGAAAACCAGAUUUUCAGUAGCUGAAGAAAAUAUGGCACUGUAAGUUAAAACCCAAUGGGAAAAGCCUUAGUUGAACUUUUAAAAUACUUGAUUUAAAAACAAUUGCUCAGGGAAAACAUAAUUCAUAACCUAAAAGGUUUAAAAAAACAAAAAAACAAAAACUAAGCAUCCAAUGAUCUUUGCCUGCUUUCUACUCUGUGGGGCUCUGCCCAUCCCAACUGCUUGCCCACCUGAUUGAUGGGAGUUGGAAGGGCGGCCAGAGCCCUGGGUCAAGCUAUCAAGGAAGGAGAUGCCACAGAGAUGAUUUUACUGAGAGAUUUAAUGGGAAAG